Molecule: messenger RNA, 1290 nt
Organism: Spodoptera littoralis (African cotton leafworm)
Lineage: Eukaryota; Metazoa; Arthropoda; Insecta; Lepidoptera; Noctuidae
Source: the annotation of a GenBank genome assembly
AUGGCUGACACCGGACUGCGUAUGAAUUUCGCUGCCUUAAAGAGGGCAGAUCCUUACGCUAGAGAAAUAAUCGACAGUGCUACCCACGUUGCGCUUUAUACAUUCGAAGAGAACGAAUGGGAGAAAACUAACAUCGAGGGUGCUUUGUUUGUGUAUAGUAGAAAUGGUGAACCAUACCAUAGUUUAGUGAUUAUGAACAGAUUGAGUACGAAUAACCUAAUCGAACCAGUGUCGAAAGGAAUAGAAUUACAAUUGAAGGAACCGUUCCUUUUGUAUCGCAAUGCCAAGUGUCGUAUUUACGGCAUAUGGUUUUACGAUAAAGACGAGUGCGUUAGAGUUGCGACUAAACUAAAUUCUUUGAUAAAAGAGUCGCUGAAACCAGUACCUGGCGAAAAUAUGCCACAGAAUCCAGUUUAUGGUACAUCAACGCCUGCAGCUGCCCCGGUUGACAUAUUCAGCAUGUUGAGUAAGGCCCAGGAUGAUUUUAAUUCGAAUAAAGGUCUAGCAGCUAACAAAUGUGAUUCAACACCAUCUCGUGCGCCUGAUAUGACAUCGCAAAGUGUUAUGGAUUUCUUUGCGAAGGCUGGAAGUGGUGCUGCUGCUGCACAGAUGCCGGCGGUGUCGUCGUUACCUUCGCCGGGUAUUUUCGGGCCGCGUCCGACCGACGCGCGGGAGGUACCCCAACUGCUGCAGAGGCUCAUGAGUAAUCCGGCACACUCAGUGGAACAUAUAGAGAAGCAGCAACGCUCUGUGACACCUCAGGAGGCCCAAAGUUCUAAUGGCAACAUGAGCAUGGAUUCAUCGAUAAGACAAAAUUGUGGGUUCCCAUUAAAAUCGACUCCCAUCGAGAAACCAAAUCAGCAAAGGAUAUCAGGUAUGAAGAAAGGACAGAUGGAUUCAACUGACACCAAUGGAAUUAUACCACUGGAGAGCGAGUUGAAUUUGAUGCAUAUAUCUUCACCCAAGCCUACAUCUCCGCUAGCUACCUACCUGAAUCAAUCACAGGACAUCAGCCACACGGUAAGCUCUUUUAAUGGUAGCAAAUUGGAAGAGAUUGGAAUGUAUCCUAUGAUUGACUCUGUGUCAACUCAGCAGAAACCGGCGUUGAUGCCACCUACGAUGUUCACUGCAAGCACUGGUGGAGAUGUCCAGCCCUCGCCUGAGCCACUCACUAGGAACCAGCUCCUUCAAGCUUUCAAUUAUCUGCUGAAACAUGAUGCUGAUUUUGUGAACAAAUUGCAUGAGGCUUAUGUAAAAUCUUUUUCAGAAAAGGCAUUCUCUGUGUCAUAA